GACUUCAACUAAUCUUGGUCAUCAUUCAAGUGGACAACACCCCCCAUUUAGCAAUAGAAUCUCUUCAUUCAAUUCAUUCCUUCAUUUCUUAUUCUGAUUGUUGAGAGGACAAUCACAUUCACAAUGGUAGUUCUUCCUAGUAGGUUCUUUUGCUUUCAAAGCUUUCUCCUUCUCAUGAUAAUGGUGUCUGAUCAAGCCAGAGCCCAACCAAACUUUACUCCCUAUUGCAUGAAUAACAAAGGCAACUACACCGUCAACAGCACCUACCACAACAACCUCAACACCCUCCUCUCCAAUCUCCUUUCCAACACAGAAUUCAACUAUGGUUUCUACAAUUCCUCCUAUGGCCAAGGCAUUGACAAAGUUUCAGCCAUAGCACUCUGUAGAGGAGACCUCAAACGUGACGAAUGCCUCACCUGCCUCAACAACUCAAGGUUCAACCUCACACUGCAUUGUCCCAACCAAAAAGAAGCAAUUGGGUACAUAGAAGAGUGCAUACUGAGGUACUCCAAUAGGACCAUUUUGGGCGAGAUGGAGGUGUCUCCUUCGAUCAUAAUGAGCAACGUUGGCAACGAUGUGAUAGAUGUGGAUGAGUUCAACAAGGUUCUGGGGAGCUUGUUGAACAGCCUGAGAACCAAGGCUAUGUCAGGGGACUCACGUUUAAAGUACGCUACCGAAAUCGUUUCUAGUCCAAAUCUUCCGGACUUGUAUGGCCUGGCGCAGUGCACGCCUGAUCUUUCUAGCCAGCAAUGCGGUUCGUGCUUGUCCGGGGCUAUUGGGGAGGUGCCAUCAUGUUGUGAUAGGAAGUUAGGUGGUAGAAUUACUAGACCAAGUUGUAGUAUUAGAUAUGAAGGAAACCACUUCUAUGAAGAUGAUGCACCACCACCAAUUUCAACAUCAGAUGGGAAGAGCAACACAUCUAAAAUUGCCAUUGCAGUAGCGGUUCCAGUUGUUGUUGUAUUGGUUAUCAUUUCUAUCUGCAUCUACCUACGAGUAAAGAAGCCAAGUAAAAAAUUUGAAAAUGAUGAUUAUGAUGAUGAAAUUGAAACCAAUGAAUCACUGCAGUUCAACUUUGACACCAUACGAGUUGCUACAAAUGAUUUUUCUGAUUCUAAUAAGAUUGGAGAAGGUGGAUUUGGUGCGGUUUACUCGGGUAAGCUAACCAAUGGACAAGAUAUUGCUGUCAAAAGAUUGUCAAUGAAUUCUGGCCAAGGAGAUAUUGAAUUUAAGAAUGAAGUGCUUCUAGUGGCCAAGCUUCAACAUAGAAAUUUAGUUAGGCUACUUGGUUUCAGUUUGAAAGGGAGAGAAAGGCUCCUUAUCUAUGAAUUUGUUCCAAAUAAAAGUCUUGACUACAUCAUAUUUGAUCAGACCAGGAAAGCACAAUUGGAUUGGGAAAUGCGCCACAAAAUCAUACAUGGUAUUGCUCGAGGCCUUCUUUACCUUCAUGAGGAUUCGCGAUUGCGAAUUAUACAUCGCGAUCUCAAAGCAAGCAAUAUUCUCCUAGACGACGAGCUGAAUGCUAAGAUAGCAGAUUUUGGCAUGGCAAGACUGAUUGUUGUGGACCAAACACAAGAAAAUACGAAUAGGAUUGUUGGAACCUAUGGAUAUAUGGCACCUGAGUAUCUAAUGUAUGGACAAUUUUCAGUAAAAUCAGAUGUCUUCAGUUUUGGUGUACUGGUUCUUGAGAUUAUUAGUGGCCAUAAAAAUAGUGGCAUUCGUCAUGGGGAGAAUGUGGAAGAUCUGCUGAGUUUUGCAUGGAGAAACUGGAGGGAGGGGACACCUGCAAAUAUUAUAGAUCCGACAUUAAACAACGGUUCACGAAAUCAAAUGAUAAGAUGUAUUCAUAUUGGUUUACUAUGUGUUCAAGAAAACAUAGCUAACAGACCACCUAUGUCUACCAUUGCACUCAUGCUUAGCAGCUAUUCUCUCACUCUUCCUGUGCCUUCAGAACCUGGAUUUCUCAUGGGUAGAACUAGAAGCUUUUCACGCAUGCCUUCGUCCGAAGAGAAUUCAGGGGCAACAAGAUCAAGUGAGUCCAUGAAUAAAUCAACUCAAGAAUCAAUAAAUAAGGUUUCAAUAACUGAGAUGUACCCUCGUUAAUUGGAUUCUGGUCAUUGGGUUUGAUGAUAGUAUUUACUUAUAUCAUCAAUGUUUCAACCAAAAUAGAAUGUCCUUGGGAUUUGCUCGUGUAAAGAAACUGUAAUAUAACAUUCAAUUGGUUUUGUAGUGUAUGGUUUUACAAGUUUGCAAUGUA
Messenger RNA from Lotus japonicus, 2254 nucleotides. Its product is annotated as cysteine-rich receptor-like protein kinase 44. NCBI's taxonomy places the organism in Eukaryota, Viridiplantae, Streptophyta, Magnoliopsida, Fabales, Fabaceae. Gene Ontology annotation, molecular function: ATP binding; protein kinase activity. Bases 124 to 2100 code for a protein of 658 amino acids. Gene Ontology annotation, biological process: protein phosphorylation. The record is from RefSeq and is a predicted model, not a curated record. The transcript is spliced from 7 exons.